AUGCACCUUACUGAGUCUCUCCUUGCGACGGGCAAGGUAAACCUUCAGGCAUAUACCCCGGCGACCUCAAUUGCACCUGAUUCAAAUGGCGGGUAUGUGAUUGAGACUCCACGGGGAAAGAUGCACGCGGACAACGUCAUCCAUGCGAAUAAUGCCUACGUCGCAGGCCUCCUCCCAGAGUAUGAGAAAAACAUUAUUCCCUGCAAGGGUAUUUGCUGUCGAAUUACGGUGCCAGAGGGAACAACAGCACCCCUUCUUAACAACUCCUACAUCAACCGAACAGAAGACAACACUCUAUCAUACUUGAUCCCGCGAGCCGACGGCAGUAUCAUUGUCGGUGGCGCCGCCGCGAAGUUCCGGCCAUUCCGGGAGCAAUGGUACAACAACGUGAACGAUAGUGUUCUCAUCGAUUCGGCAAAGGACUAUUAUACAGACUAUAUGCAACGGACGUAUCGUGGGUGGGAGAACUCCGGGGCUAAAGUGGACAAGAUUUGGACUGGAGUUAUGGGCUACUCCUAUGACUCGAAUCCUCACGUUGGUGAAGUGCCUGCCAAGGAUGGCCAGUUUAUUAUCGCUGGGUUUAAUGGCCAUGGUAUGCCGGUCAUCUGGUUGGCGGCUAAGGAGCUGGCAAAGAUGGUUGCGCAGGGAACAUCGUUCGAGGAGACGACUAUGCCGAGGUUAUUCAAGACGACACAACUCCGUAUUGACCGGGCAAAGAAUGGGAGCGAAGAGGAUGGUGAUAUUUUAGGAACUGGUAAUUUCCCGGCGACGAAACAGUAG
Messenger RNA from Aspergillus oryzae RIB40, 780 nucleotides. RefSeq names its product NAD(P)/FAD-dependent oxidoreductase. The coding region runs from base 1 to 780 and encodes 259 amino acids. Gene Ontology annotation, molecular function: oxidoreductase activity. The transcript has a single exon. Lineage: Eukaryota; Fungi; Ascomycota; Eurotiomycetes; Eurotiales; Aspergillaceae. Gene Ontology annotation, cellular component: cytoplasm. The record is from RefSeq and is a predicted model, not a curated record.